Agrilus planipennis (emerald ash borer) is the source of this 2758-nucleotide messenger RNA. It is a transcript of the gene Vps53, whose product is annotated as vacuolar protein sorting-associated protein 53 homolog. Gene Ontology annotation, cellular component: GARP complex. The transcript has 4 exons. Lineage: Eukaryota; Metazoa; Arthropoda; Insecta; Coleoptera; Buprestidae. The record is from RefSeq and is a predicted model, not a curated record. Gene Ontology annotation, biological process: retrograde transport, endosome to Golgi. The coding region runs from base 197 to 2635 and encodes 812 amino acids.
AUAUCGGUGAGCAAAUUACAAUAUACAAUAUACAAUACAUCUUCGGUGCAGUUAAACUAAAAAGUAGUUUAGUUCAAGUGUCAGUUGCAGACAGUUUUAUGUUUAUGUCAGUUUUGGAGUAGAGGUUAUAGUGGUUAAUUAGUGUCAAACAAAAGUUACAAAUAAUUGUUAAAGUGCUAAUUAAGAGAGUGAAACUAUGGAUUCAAUAGAAGACGAUGAAAUUUUUGAUGAUAAUACUCAAGAAUUAAUUAUAAGCUUUCCACUUGAAGUGCAAAAAGCUAUUGAGCAGGUUUUACCCAGCACUGAUCCAUUGGAUCAGCCUGACUUCAAUACUAUCGAUUAUAUAAAUUCUCUCUUUCCUACUGAACAAUCUUUAUCAAAUAUUGAUGAAGUUGUUGCAAAAAUGCAAACGAAAAUUGAAACUAUUGAUGAUGAGAUUAGUACUGUUGUAAGGGACCAAACGACUGCUAGUCAGGACGGUCGUCAGGCAUUAGAUGAAGCACAGAAAGUGAUAAAACAACUCUUUAUUCAAAUAAAGGAUAUUAAAGAACGUGCAGAAAAAUCAGAAGAGAUGGUAGGUGAAAUAACAAGAGAUAUAAAACAAUUAGAUUGUGCUAAACGCAAUUUGACUCUUGCCAUUACCACAUUAAAUCAUUUGCAUAUGCUUGUUGGAGGUGUUGACACAUUAAAAACAUUAACACAAAAACGUCUGUAUGGGGAAAUUGCAUUGCCAUUACAGGCAAUUAGUGAAGUUAUGACUCAUUUUGAAAAUUACUCUGACAUUCCACAAAUUAAAAAAUUAAGUGAUGAAGUUAAAGCAAUUCAUGUAGAGUUAGCUGAACAAAUAACACACGACUUCAAGGAGGCAUUCUCAGGCACAAAUACAAAGAGUUUUAUUCCUAAUAAGCAAUUAGCAGCAGCUUGUUUGGUGGUAUCCAUUUUAGACCCCAAGGUUAAGAAAGAUCUACUAAAAUGGUUUGUCAAUUUGCAACUUCAGGAAUAUAGGCAUUUAUUCCAAGAAACUGAAGACACUGCAUGGUUAGAUAAGAUUGAUAAAAGAUAUGCAUGGUUGAAGAAACACCUUUUGGAAUUUGAAGACAAAUUAGGUACAAUGUUUCCACAGAAUUGGGAAGUAUCAGAGAGAAUUGCUGUUCAAUUUUGUCAUGAUACCCGUGAAGAACUUGGAAAAAUAUUAGCUAAGCGUAAACAUGAAGUUGAUGUAAAAUUGUUACUAUAUGCCAUUCAAAAGACAAGUAAUUUUGAAAAUCUUCUUUCAAGGAGAUUCACAGGAAUUACAAUUCCCGAAAAUGACCUUAAUAAAAAUAAUCCCCAUCAGAAUCUAUCAGACUUUCCAUUUGCUGGUUUGAUAGGUACAUGUUUUAUUCCUUAUCUAUAUAUUUAUGUUGAAAGUGUUGAUCGUAACUUAUCUGAUUUAUUGGAACGCUUUGUACAAGAUGAAAAGCAGCUAGUCAUUACAGAAAGUAAUGAAAAUCAGGCAAGCGUUCUUCCAAGUUGUGCUGAUUUAUUUCUGUUUUAUAAGAAGAGUAUGAUUCAGUGUAAUCAGCUUAGUAAAGGUCAAGCUAUGUUGGACUUGACAAAGACAUUUCAAAAAUUUUUGAGAGAAUAUGCCACCAAAGUUUUGCAAAACAAUCUUCCAAAAGUCGAAACACAAUCUCUAGGAAGUAGUGUGCAAUCUUUAACACGAGAUUUGCAGAAAAUGUCUACUUCAGGAUUGAUACAAAAUUUUUCGUCGCUUUUAAAAGAAGGCGAAGUUAUUAGGUUUAGUAAUGACGAGGUGAAAAAGAUCUGUUGUAUUCUAACCACAGCGGAGUAUUGCUUGGAAACUACACAACAAUUGGAGGAGAAAUUAAAGGAAAAGACUGAGCCAGGUUUAGCAGAGCAAAUCAAUUUAAAUCAAGAACAGGAUGCAUUUCAUAAUGUCAUCUCCAAUUGUAUUCAACUGUUAGUCCAAGAUUUAGAGAAUGCUUGUGAACCAGCUUUAACGGCAAUGAGUAAGAUUCCAUGGCAGAACAUUGACAGUGUGGGAGAUCAAAGUCCUUUCAUAACAGAUAUGACGAGUCACUUUAGAAUGACUGUUCCUACUAUUCGUGAUAGUCUCACUCAUUCGCGCAAGUAUUUCACGCAGUUUUGCAUAAAGUUUGCAAGUUCUUUUAUCCCCAAGUUCAUCAAUUGUAUUUACAAGUGCAAGCCUAUCAACACAGAGGGCGCUGAACAGCUCCUUUUGGAUACACACAUGCUUAAGACAGUUCUUUUGAAUCUUCCCUUAAUUUCCUCUCAAAUUAACCGUCAAGCCCCCGCAGCUUAUACCAAAGUCGUAACAAAAGGAAUAACAAAAGCUGAAAUGAUCUUAAAAGUUGUAAUGACGCCAACAGAACCAGCCAAAUCUUUUAUAGAACAAUAUAUGAAAUUGUUGCCGGAGUGUCAAUUGUCUGAAUUUACUAAAAUUUUGGAAAUGAAGAGCAUCAAAAAACAAGAACAAGCAACCUUAUUGGAGAUGUUUAAAAUGGCUAAACCUUCUUCUGAAAGAAAGCACCCAGAUGAACACUUCUGUGAUGAAGAAUCUGGGAGAAUACGAAAACUCGAAAGGCUUAUAAAAAAGGGCCUGCCAAAGUAAUUAUAUAGUCAGUUAGUUUAUUGUAAAUCUCAUAAAGUAUUUUUAUUAGUUAUUUAUAUGUCUGUGAUUACACUAAAUAUUUUUAUCGAUUUUUCGUUUGAAAAUACAUAUGCAUUGAAAUUA